Messenger RNA from Cladophialophora yegresii CBS 114405, 2490 nucleotides. RefSeq lists its product as uncharacterized. The record is from RefSeq and is a predicted model, not a curated record. Gene Ontology annotation, cellular component: nucleus. Bases 1 to 2490 code for a protein of 829 amino acids. Lineage: Eukaryota; Fungi; Ascomycota; Eurotiomycetes; Chaetothyriales; Herpotrichiellaceae. The transcript is spliced from 7 exons. Gene Ontology annotation, molecular function: RNA polymerase II cis-regulatory region sequence-specific DNA binding; DNA-binding transcription factor activity, RNA polymerase II-specific; zinc ion binding. Gene Ontology annotation, biological process: positive regulation of transcription from RNA polymerase II promoter by galactose; DNA-templated transcription.
AUGAUCCGCCAGAACACCUAUCCGACUGAUCGGUCGGACGAGCUGCACUCCGCCGUGCACAACGGCAGGAGCCAGGUGCGUCGCCACAGCCCCCUUGAGCCGGAAUGGACCCUAUCCAAGAACGGCACGUCCGGGGCGGAGCAGCUGUCUGAGAACACCGAUCCGCCCAGCAAACGACGACGCGUUGCGCUGGCUUGCACCGUCUGUCGAGGGCGGAAAUCACGUUGCGACGGCGCCCGACCCAAGUGCUCACUGUGCAUCGAGCUCGGCUUCGAGUGUGUCUACCAGCAAUCCUCCUCGUACUCGAAUAUCAUUGUCGGCAAGGAAUACUUGUCGUCAAUCGAGGACCGACUGAAAUUGGCGGAAGACCGCCUCUCAGCGCUUGAGAGCCGCGACCACGCCGGCGUCGCUCAACAUGCCGACGCUCCUGCUGCGACUGGUUCAACCGGACUGACCAAUGGCACGUCCGGCCAUACAGCUCAGCUGGACACUGCGUGCGUGCGGGAUGACAGCGUGGAUGAUGCCGAGACCACUGAAGACCCUAUCGACGGAAUGGGCGCAGUCACUUUUGCCGAGGAAGAAGACUGCGCCUUCUUCGGUCCUUCGUCCAACAUCGCCUUCCUCCGAAACGUGUCGCGAGCUGUGGCGAGGCUGACGAACGACAGCCAGCCAUGGAGACCGUCCCCUGCAGAACGCAACUCGGUCGGAUAUACUGGAGGAUUCGUCAAUGCGUCUAGGCCAGCAUCACCGGCUCCUACGCAUCACGAUCAUAUGCAUGAAAAAGUCAACAUUUAUGCGCUGCCCACAGAUUCCGUGGCUCGACAACUCCUGGCGUGGUACUUUAGUAACACUGGCGUAUUGUUUCCCUACAUCCACGAGCCGUCGUUCAUGGCAACCUUCGAGCAGAUGAGCAAGGACGAGUUCAGAGGCGUCAGGCGGACGUGGCUGGCUUUGCUUAACAUGGUCUUUGCGCAUGCCGCUGUCCAUGCGCGAGACACCAGCACCACUCCCGGAAGUGUCGACUCGACUAUUUUCAGAGCCGAUGCCGAGUCGGAGAUGUACUAUAAGAGGGCUUACGGACUGUUCAAUGAGAAGCCGCAGAAUGGGGCAGGCGCCAGUGUCGAGCUCGUGAUACUUCUCCUCCUCAUGGGCCAAUACCUCCAAGGGACGCAGAAGUCCGUGCAAACAUGGAAGAUGCACGGCCUGGCCGUCCGAGCUGCCUUCCAGAUCGGACUCCAUUCAAGUGACUUGGGGAGGGAAUUUCCCGCGAUCGAGCAGGAGAUCCGGAAACGGACAUGGUUUGGCUGCAUCAUGCUGGAUCGUACCUUGAGCAUGACUUUCGGAAGACCGGCAUCUAUCCCUGACAGCUAUGUCCAGCUUGACCUGCCCGUUGCAUUUUCCGUGCUCAAUGGUGGGAUCACAGCUGCUGAUAGGAAAGAGUCGUGGGACAGGAAAGAAUCAUUGAGCGUCGCUUUCUUCAAUGGCACCGCCACUUUGUACAAAGUAAUGUGCACCACCAUCGAUACCCUGUACGGGCAGAACCUGGCGUGCUCGUUCCAAGCCAAUGCCGUCGACACCGUGGCCCUGGUCUACAAGAUUGAGAACCAGCUCUCGGAAUGGCAACGAGCCCUGCCGGCACACAUGAGACUCAUUGCCACUCAAGAUAUAAUGCCCGAGCGGCUGCCCUCGGCAGAGACCUCGACCGACAAUGCAUGGCGGCAACUUCGGCUCCGAUUCAUCCUGACGCUGAGGUAUACGAAUGUCCGCAUCCUUCUCCAUCGCCCAGUGCUGGUGAAAUUCCUUGAGGGUCUGAACAACCCGGUCGACAACCAGGAUUUCUCCCUGCUGCAACAGAUCGGCACAAUCCACAUCCAGAUUGCGAUCAGAUCAGCCAAGGAGAUCAUCUGUCUUGUUCUCAACGCGUUGCAAUCCGCCUCUGGCCGUGCGAAAUGGGGUUUGUUAGGCGCCUGGUGGUUCUCACUAUACUACACCUUCAACGCAGCCCUGGUAUUAGGAGCUUGCGUCCUCGUCCAAGUCGAUCAGAAGGCGUCCAGCAACGACCCAAGCAUGUCCCUGCCCGACUCGACCGAGGACAUGACUCUCCAUCUCGGCAUGGCGAUCGAGGCUUUACGGCAUCUCGACAACGACAACCGCAUGAUUGCGCGGUGUCGAGACUACCUAGAACAGUUCGUGCAGGUGGUCCACGCUUUAGCUAUUGCCCAGGGCCUCGUCCCCCAGCCAAACGACUGGCAAGGCCCGUUUCGGCAGAAUCAGGGCCAGGGGCCCCAAAAUCCGUAUCCCCAGAUGGCCGCUCAAGCGGGCGAUUACGCGCUCCUUCAUACGAAUCCCGCGGUGGGCAUGUUCAACGGCAUGAUUCCGAGUAACAAGCAGUCGCCGCUGGGGAUGGAGUUGGGCGAGUUCAUGCUUGAUGGCGAUCUCGAGUUCCUGAGCAGCCACUCGUUUGCGUACAACCGGGGGGCAGCGCAGUGA